AUGGGGAAUGCUCAGGCCGGCAAGGGGUUCGUGUACUCCCCCAACGACUACCAGCUCGCCAUCGAGGCGUCCAAGGAGCUCGAGUACCUGCUGGAGAAGGAGUUCGGCGCGUUCGGCCAGGGGCUGCACGAAAGGGUCUCGUCCGUCGAGAGCGCCAUCCCCGCGCCCACAGUGCGCUCGAUCCGCUACGUUGCGACUCUGCGCAACCGACUCAUCCACGACCGCGACGUGAGGGCGCUGCCCGACCGACAGAAGUUCAUCCAGAAGUUCGACGACGCCAUGGUCGAGCUCAACAUCAUCAUCGAGAAGAAGCGACUCGAUGCAGGCGGACGCGAGCCGCCCGCUGCUCCCGGGUGCGUCAUCUCGUAA
Phytophthora sojae is the source of this 369-nucleotide messenger RNA. RefSeq lists its product as hypothetical. Lineage: Eukaryota; Oomycota; Peronosporomycetes; Peronosporales; Peronosporaceae. The record is from RefSeq and is a predicted model, not a curated record. Bases 1 to 369 code for a protein of 122 amino acids. The transcript has a single exon.